AGUGCAUAGUGCGGGUGCGUGAAAGGCAAAAUUUGUGAGGGGAAAGGUGAUAGCGAGACUUAGCUCCGUGAAACUUCAUCUCGCUUGAGCCAAGAAAUGCUGAUACCCGUGUCGACGUCGCCGUCGUCCAGCAACGGCGAAGGAGCCAUCAAACUCUUUGUCGGACAAAUACCACGUCAUCUCGAGGAAGACGCACUUCGUCCUAUGUUUGAGGAGUUCGGCAAAAUUUACGAAUUCACCGUUCUCAAGGACAAGUACACGGGAAUACACAAGGGUAAGGUUCCAAGAAAGAGGGAAACUAUUAAGAAAUGUCCUCGUUUCAGCGAGAUGUCAUUUAGCAGUAGCGCCACGUCGCACGUUAACGUUACGAAAUUAUUUUUACGAAGCACCGCAGUCGCCAGCCACUAA
Acromyrmex echinatior (Panamanian leafcutter ant) is the source of this 408-nucleotide messenger RNA. RefSeq names its product CUGBP Elav-like family member 5. The record is from RefSeq and is a predicted model, not a curated record. Lineage: Eukaryota; Metazoa; Arthropoda; Insecta; Hymenoptera; Formicidae.